Molecule: messenger RNA, 1131 nt
Organism: Condylostylus longicornis
Lineage: Eukaryota; Metazoa; Arthropoda; Insecta; Diptera; Dolichopodidae
Product: tRNA (cytosine(38)-C(5))-methyltransferase-like
Exons: 1
Coding region: 1-1131 (376 amino acids)
Molecular function (GO): methyltransferase activity
Source: RefSeq, a predicted model, not a curated record
AUGAAGGUGUUGAAAGUGGCAGAACUUUUUUCUGGUAUUGGUGGGAUGCACUGUGGCUUAAAGUUAUGGGAGGAGAGUCAAAGGGAAGCAGGACGACAAAUUGGAUGCGAAGUCACCCUAGCGAUGGACUUCAGCGAAAGAGCGAGAGAAGUCUACAAGUAUAAUUUUCCUACUGUUACUCCAAGUUCCAGAAACGUUACAGCUCAAUCCCUUCAGUUUUGGAUCGAUCUAAAUGUUGAUGUUUGGAUGCUUAGCCCUCCUUGUCAACCUUAUACGAGACAGGGAUUAAAAAAAGAAAGUAAAGAUAUUCGAUCGAACAGCCUUUCGUAUUUGUUAAAUAUUAUUGAAGAGUUGCCUGAAGAAUUUCGUCCGAGAUGCAUUCUUCUAGAAAACGUUCACGGAUUUGAAUCGAGCGACAUGCGGGACGCAACUGUGAAGACUCUCUCAGCAACGGGAUACCAAGUGAGGGAAUUUCUGCUCACCCCAAUCCAUUUCGGUGUCCCAAACUUCCGCCUCCGCUAUUUUCUAUGCGCCCGUCGAUUCGAUGAAGAUGAAUGCCUUACUGCUGUUUGGAGUCAGGGAGUCAAUGACACGCCUGCAGCAAAUAUUAUUAGAUAUAUUCCUGGAUUUGACGGUGACCUCAAUUGGUGUUGCCCGAUUGAUCCAAUUUCCCGCUUCCUUGAUAAAAACAUCCCCCCGAUAGCAGACAGAGAAGAGGAUGAGGAAAUAAUGCAACAAUUAAUUUUAUCCUUAGAAAGGAAAGUGAAGAAUUGGGGAUCCAUAGAUCUUGUUCGAGCGAGUGAUAAACAUACUUGUUGUUUUACAAAAGCCUACGGAAAAUAUCUCGCCAAAACAGGAAGUGUGUUACUGUUGAAUGAAGCAGCUCUUGAUUGGAAGACAUCAACAGACACUCCAUUAAGAGAAGUAAAGGAUUAUAUUACUGCAGCCAACGCUUCAGUUCGUCUUUUUUCAGCGAACGAAAUGCUGAGGCUUCAUUGCUUUCCUACGUGGUUCACUUUUCCCCCCAAUAUGCAACAAGAGAGACCAAAAAUGAUGUUGAUUGGGAACAGCCUCAACGUCCGGAUUGUCUCUUUUCUUUGUGGAUUUUUGUUUGAUGGAAUUGGUUCAUAA